Messenger RNA from Closterium sp. NIES-65, 2514 nucleotides. NCBI's taxonomy places the organism in Eukaryota, Viridiplantae, Streptophyta, Zygnematophyceae, Desmidiales, Closteriaceae. The record is from the annotation of a GenBank genome assembly.
AUGGGGCAAGGCAGGGUGAGAGGGACGGUGGGGGAGAGGAUACGACAGCUGGAGAUCGCAGCAGCAAGCGCGGCUGCUGCUGCAGGCGUGGGGAGGGGGGCGGCUGCAGGGAGGAAAGGGAGAGGAGGAGCAGCUGGAGUUGCUGCUGCUGCUGCUGCUGCUGCUGCUGCUACUGCUGCUGCUGCUGCUGCUGCCGCUGCUGCCGCUGCUGCUGCUGCUGCUGCUGCUGCUGCUGCUGCUGCUGCUGCUGCUGGUGGUGGUGGCAGGGUGAAUGUUCGUAGAGAGUGGGGCCCCAAGGGGAGAAAAGCAGCGAUGCUUGCUGCUAGGGAGACAGGAGGAGCAGGGAUUGGCAGUGGGAAGGGGAAAUGCCACGAAAUUAGGGAGGAUGGGGACGGGGAUGGGGAGGGAGAGGGGGGAUGUAUUGGGGAGGAUGCACUGGGAAAGGGCUCGGGUGUUGGAGCGGGGGAUGUACCUGUGCUGACUGUGGGAGGAGCAGAAAGCCGGGAGGUUUUUGAGGGCACUGUUGUGAGUGUUGCUACCGUCCGUGGUGCUGGUACACGCGGGGCGGCAAGGGGGAGAAAGGGAGGGAAGAAGGGGAGUGCAGCGGAGGAUCAGCUUCCGUUUUGGGCGGCAGACUCGUUCUCCUUCCCCUACAUCACGCCAGCCACUCCCCUGCUGACACGUGGCAGCACCAGGAAGCGAUUCUUUGCCGCUGAUCUCUCGGUCGCUGCUGACGUGGCAUCAUCCAGUGGCCAAUCAGACGAUCCCGCCCCUGGAGCCAUCUACUUCCCUCGCCGUCUCCCCCUCCUCUACUCCUCCUCCCCUCCCUUCCCUCCUCCUCCUCCUCCUCCUCCUCGUCGUCCCCGCAGCUCCCCCCAUUCCUCUCCUUCCUCCUCCCCUCCCCAACCCACAGCAACCGAACCCCCCAUCUGCAUGGCUCGCUCUUUCACCUUCACAUACGGCUUUUCCAUAAAUGUAUCCGCUUCCCAUGGACUCGCAUUCGUUAUAAGCACACAUGCGAGCGUGGGCCUAGGCGGGGCUUAUAUGGGGUACGGCCGGGACCCAUCCUCGCGACUCACUAACGGCAGCUGGCCGGACGGCGCGCGGAGUGUAGCUGUGCUAUGGCACCCACAGGCUGUAACAAACCCGGAAACUGACGAUCCAAAUGCUUAUCACAUAGGCGUUAACACCGAUUUCAACAUGACUUCGAUUUUCGAGGAGGAGGUGUCAAAUGUGGUGGAGGCAGAGGAGGUGUUGCAGAUGAGGGUUGACUAUAACGGGAGAAGCAAGGAGAUGCUGAUCCGAUGGGAGGGGGAAGGGGGGGAGCUGGGGGGGAGGGAAGGAGGGGGAGGGGUAGCAAGCCACGUGCCUGCUCUGAAGAGUGCUCCUCUGUUCCAUGACACCGACCCCUGCAAGGCCUCUCCCGUGCAGCCCUGUGGCACGGGUGCAUGCACCAAGGCACGUGCCCCGUGGGACCCGUCUAUCCUCGUGCCCUCCUGCAAGUGCCCCUUGAAGCUCCCCUCCUUCCAACCCUCCCACCUUGCCGGCCUGCCCUCCUGCUUCCCUGGUGAGCCGUGGACUGAGGUAGGCAAGAGGCGGAGAGCGGUAGUCUGCUGCUCACUCACUCUUGCUCUCUUCCCACUCUGCUUCCCCGAUUGUCUUUCCCCUUCCCUCGCCCUCCCUAAACCAGAUUCCUUCACAUGUCGCCAGUUCCCCCGCAACCCGUGUGCCCCGGGGGUGUGCAUUGAUGACAUAGAUGGCACCUACUCCUGCCUCUGCCCCUCGCCCUACUUCCCCUUCUACUUUUACCCCAAAGGCGCUGCCCGCUGUUACCAUUGUGCGUACCACAUGCCCAUCCGAUGGCUCUUAUCGUCAUGGCUCUCAUCACAUGCACCUCUGCGAUUGGCUGAGACUCGAAUGCCCACCUUCCUGUCGCCCUACGGCCUCACAUGCGCGCUCAUCCUCAACACCUACGGGCUCACCCAAGCAGACUUCUUCAGCCAAAACAAGGGGUUCCAGUGCCGAGCGCCCAUCCCUGUAGGCACUCUUGUUAACGUCACCAGCCGGGCUUUCUCCCAAUGCACUGCCAUGUACACUGCUAAUUAUGGUGACACGUGUGACUCACUCAACGCCCUCUUCUCCACGCAGAUACAGCCGCUCAACCCCGCCCUCACCUGCUCUGAUGGGCCCAGACCCGGCCAGCUCCUCUGUGUAUCCCUCAACCAGACGUGGCUAGAAGAGGGAAUGACCCGCAUAUCAUGCAAGCUCCAGGCCCAAAUCACCCCAGCCGUGACACAAACCCCGCCCACAACCUCACCCAGCCCUCAACCACCCCCUCCUCCUCCGCCUCUAGCCAACUACACGAGCGUAGGUGUGCUCGUGACGGUCCUCCAGGGCCCGCAGACCUGCCAGCAGCUGUGGCGGGCGUUUGCCAUCGCCUCCCCCACGCGCUUCUUCCAGAUGAACCCCGGCCUCUCUUUAUUUUUCUUCCCCUUCCAUCCUGUUCCUCACUGA